This is a messenger RNA of Peniophora sp. CBMAI 1063, 312 nucleotides long. Lineage: Eukaryota; Fungi; Basidiomycota; Agaricomycetes; Russulales; Peniophoraceae. The record is from the annotation of a GenBank genome assembly.
AUGUCCUCAAGUCUACCGUUUUCCGCAAGCGGAAACGUUCAGAUAGAGAACAUCGAAGAGAUCGUCUUUGCAUACGGAGGCUUGUGGCUUAAAGGAUUCCUGGAGGAGGCCCUCAUGACUGCGACCGACCCGCUCUCCUCCCUCUCAACACCAGACAACUGGCGCUGCUGGCUUGACCCCGAGCGCUACGUCUUUUACCUCGCGCGCACGCUGCACCAGCUCGUGAGCCGCGUCACCGAGGACCAGGGACCUGCCAAAGGCGGGACUGGUUGGGGCCGGAAGGACACAGAACGCGGUGCGGGCGGCGGCUGA